AUGCAAGCGAGCCCUUCUGCUCAGAGAUCCCCCGCACCGAACGGGAUGGGAAUUUGCGGCGUUUGCAGAGUGAUAUAUCGACAUCCCCCGAUAUUGAAUACACGCCCCCUUUUCCCUUCGUUGCCCCUCCAUCGAAUUCCUGCCGCGCCCCCGACCCGAAUCCCCCUGUCGCACUUCCUUUGCUGCCUUCCUUGUCCCCGACAUCAUUCGACAGCGACGAACCCUCUUGGCCGAAGCGCUUGCUUGAGUGCUUUGCUGUUGGGGAUUUUGUGGGGUGAGCUUUUCUUCGUCUCUUCGGUCUGA
Molecule: messenger RNA, 303 nt
Organism: Colletotrichum paranaense
Lineage: Eukaryota; Fungi; Ascomycota; Sordariomycetes; Glomerellales; Glomerellaceae
Exons: 2
Coding region: 1-303 (100 amino acids)
Source: RefSeq, a predicted model, not a curated record